UCAAAACACCGGAACCAAUAAUGAAUGCAACGCUUCCGCGGGUCCCAUUUAUAUUUCCAUGGUUCCCGCUUCCCACACGUCACUUUGCUACAGUACACCAACAACAAGCCAAGCAGAAGUGCGCAAUUUUUUUUUUAACGUUUGUUUAGGUUAUCUAGCGACCCAUUUUAUGCUGGGGUUAUGGGGAAAUGUAAGUUUAAUGACGCGUGGCGAGAUAAACAGGCAUUUUGCCACUGGUUGAAACCGGUGGACAAAAAUGUUUUCGCGGCUUUUUGCACCGUAUGCAAAAAAAUUAUUCAGCUUGGUACGAUGGGCUUGAAGGCUUUAGAGUCCCAUGCCAAGUCGUCCAAGCACAUUUCUUCUAUAAAAGGGAAAUAUCAAACUCCUUCCAUCGCCGGAGUGUUUUCUGCUAGCGUUGGCCAGCCAGCUGUUGUGCCUGAAUCAGAAGCAGAAGCAGAUAACCAGCCAACUGCUAGCACUAGCAGUGAUACAGCAGCCCCUCCAGUUACGACGACUAGAGUGGAUCUGCGCACAUCUUUUGGGUCCACACCCACUAUGAAGGCAGAGGUGUUGUGGACUCUUAAUACCAUCUCCAAACACCAGUCUUACAAUGGUAAUGACAGUAUUUCAGAGCUGUUCAAAUGCAUGUUCCCAGAUUCCGACAUCGCUACCACAUUUACUUGUGGUCCUGACAAAACGGCGUACAUAGCCAAGUUUGGUUUAGCUGUCUAUAUAAAAGAGGAACUGGUGUCCCAAGUCAACAAAUCGCUGUUCGUUCUGAUGUUCGACGAGAGUCUCAACGAGACUACGAAAAACAAACAGCUGGAUGUGCAUGUCCGCUUCUGGAACGAGGGACAGGUUCAGUCCAGAUAUCUGGGCUCCCAGUUUAUGGGACAUUCCACUGCACAAGACCUGCUGUCACAUCUCAAAGAAUGUAUGGACAAACUGAACCUCAGGAACUUGGUGUCUAUUUCAAUGGAUGGGCCCAAUGUGAAUUGGAAACUCUUCGACCUUUUCCAGAAAGAUCAAGCUGAGCAGUACGGAGGUCUUCAGCUCGUUUGUGUGGGGAGCUGUGGCCUACACACGCUACACAACUCCUUCAAGUGUGGGUUCACUGUAUGGCAGCUGGACAAAUUGCUGAGAGCAAUGCACACAUUGUUUCACAAUACGCCUGCCAGGAGAGAGGAUUACAUCACCGUAACCAAGUCCAGUGUGUUCCCUCUAUCUUUCUGUGCCCAUCGUUGGGUAGAAAACCUUCCGGUUGUGGAGAGAGCCCUGGCAGUCUGGCCAUCACUUCUCCUGUACAUGGAAGCUGUGAAAACAAAGAGACUCCCGAACCCUGGAACAGCAUCAUAUGACACACUUGCAGCAGCCAUAAAGGAUCCACUCGUCUUGGCCAAAUUGCAGUUCUACGCAGCAAUUGCCAGGACCUUCAAUCCCUUCCUGAAAAAAUAUCAGACGGAUGAGCCUGUGCUCCCAUUCCUCCCCAAGGACCUGACCGAGUUGAUGAUGAGUCUACUCAGACGCUUCAUAAAAAGAGAAGUACUACACGAUAUCACUGCCCUGCAGCUGACCAAACUGGAUGUCACAGACAAGACCAUCUGGCUCAGCCCACAAGACAUCAGCAUUGGUCUAGGUGCAGAGUCAGUCCUUAAGAGAAUCAAAGGUGCAGAACUCAGGGUGCUCGAGUUCAAGAGAGAGUGCAUGCAGGGACUGAGUAACAUGAUCAAGAAAGUGCAGGACAAGAGCCCCCUCAAGUAUCUGACUGUUAGGCAGAUGGUGUGCCUGGAUCCGUCAGUAAUGUAUAGAGAACCAGAUAGAGGCAGGAAUCACAUGAAAGGGCUGGUUCAAAGGUUUCUCCAGGACAAACAGCUUACUGAUACUUCUUUGGGGGAUGUCAUACUGCAGCAGUUUGACAGUCUCCUGUCCUUGGAGAGCCGGAGUGAGGACUUCCUCUCCUUUCAACCCAUGCAGAAGAGGCUGGACAUCUUCCUGAGCAGCGCCAUGGAGCCUUAUCCCGAGCUGUGGGCCUUCUGCAAGAAGCUGCUCAUCCUCUCCCACGGUCAAGCUACAGUUGAGCGUGGAUUCUCAAUCAAUAAAGAGGUGGAGUCUGAUAACUUGGAGGAGGAUACUGUGGUCACACGGAGACUGGUGUGUGACUUCAUCAUACAACAUGGAGGUGUUACCAAGGUUCCACUCAGUAAACCACUACUGGAAAGUGUAGCAAGGGCAAGGACAUGGUAUCGUACCCAUCUGGAGACCAAAAGAAGGAACAGGGAGGCAAAAGAGCAGGCUCUCAAGAGGAGGGAAGCAGAGGACUGUCUUGAGGAGCUGAAGGUUAAGAGGAGACGUGUACAGGAGGUAUCUGAGGGUCUGGCUAGGGAUGCGGACAGGAUGGCUGAGGAGGCUGAAGCGAAGGCAGGGAGCAAGAUGGCUGGCCUGAUCACCAGGUCAAACAUCCUGCGGAGAGGCCAUAAGGAGAAGUUGGCAGAACUGGCUCUCCUUGAUAAAGAGAUCGCUGCUAAGAGUGCAGAACUUAGGAGUUGACUGUGAUCAUAAUUUUAUUUAUUGUUGAGUUGAUUUUCAUUGUUUAUUGUUCAGGAGUCUGUGCUGUUGGCGUAAGUACUCACCACUAUGCUGUAAUGUUCCAUCAUUCCAUAAUGCUUUACAGUCCACAUUUUCACAUUUGUUGAAAUAAAUUAACAAAUUUUGAACAAACGUUGUCGGUAGGUCUGUGAAAUAGGCCGUGAAAUAGGUAUUAAUUUUUUAUAUAAGUGGUCUUAAAAGGGACUUAAAAAGACUUGAAUUUGACUUGAACAAACCUGUAGGA
Messenger RNA from Gadus chalcogrammus (walleye pollock), 2830 nucleotides. RefSeq lists its product as uncharacterized. The record is from RefSeq and is a predicted model, not a curated record. The coding region runs from base 181 to 2547 and encodes 788 amino acids. Lineage: Eukaryota; Metazoa; Chordata; Actinopteri; Gadiformes; Gadidae. The transcript has 8 exons.